CAAAACUAAAAGUUUGACCUCUGGCAAAGCUACUUUGACCUCUUGAUAAGAAUUUCAUAGCAUGCAUGGAGGCCCAGAUGGUCUCCACGUUGUCUGAAUACAUCCAUUUCGGGAAACGUCUGUUUAACGUCUUGCGUCUUUGGGUUGCACAUCCUCUCUUGCAUUAAACCAGUUUAUUUCCACCAUCUUUUGAAACUGCCGAUGUCGUAAUUCAACAAAGACCCCAGAUAGUCGGUUCGUCAUCAGUCCCUUUGGGCAGCAGUGCAUGUCGACCUCGUUCACGGAGAGAGAGGAGGAGCCGCGACCGGCGCAUCGCAUAUCGACUCCAACGGAUAAUUUGAGGCUGCCCCACACCAUGAAACAAAAAGGAUGUUGCUUUUUACAGCCCGCUUUGUACUGAUCAAAUAGUACUACAGAGGAAUCGUCUGAUGGGUCUUCAAUUGAGCACCGUGGACCGAGCAUUAAAUGAAAGCGUUUGGAUCUAGCUACAGGCUAUCUAACACCAGGCAAAUUGUGUUGUCGAGAGCAGUUUGUUGUUGCCCCGUGUGGAUUUGACGUCUGUGUGCUGCUGGAUGUUUUGGAAAAAUCAAGGGAAAUGGUUGUCCUAGAAAAUGGGCAGCUUCAACGAACUGGAGAAGUAUACGAAGUGUGACAUCACACUAUAGAGCAUACUACUCUGGGUUGCCCCGGUGUUGCAGCUUUCUGCAAGCUGCUCAGCAUCAGAACUUCCGCAAAAUGGAUGAGCUGUUGAAUUCCGAGCUCAGGGAGGAUGUAAAAGAUUGUUCGAUCAAGGUUGAAAGCCUCCCAAAGCAAGUCAUAUUCAAAGGUCUUGCCCCAAGGGUUGUAUUGACAAACCACCUCCUGCCCAAAGGAACCAAAUCUAAAGUAAACCUUGAGGAACAAGGGCGACAGAAGAUCUCCUUCAGCUUCACGCAGACUAAAAAGACACGUCAGAACUUAUUUCUAGCCCCACCAAGCCUGGAAGAAAGCGAUCACUCGGAUCCAUCACAAGCUGGGACCGUACCCACUACAGAUUUAGUGGGACACUGUAUUGAAAUUAAGAAUGUGGAUGUCAAUACUUCCGAUCUUGCAGCAGAGGGGGGGGAGUCCCAGACAACGCAUCCCCCAGUAUCCUUUGCUCUCAAAUCAAGACAUGAUCUUGGAAAGAUGCAUUUUAAAAAGCAGAUUCUCAGCGUUACUGUUGUUGAGGAUAACUCCAUUGUCAGCACUGCCUCAGGUGAGAUUUCAGAGCCGGUAGUCCCUUCUGAGUCAGACAAGAUUAGAUCUCCAGUCAAGGUUGGAACUGAAACCUCAUUGCAGCAGGAUCACAAGAACUCUGUCAUUGAUAGUUCCUCUGAAAAAGUUAUUAAUGAGGAAAACCCUCAGGAGAAAUUAGACUCAUGCCUUAAGGGUUCCGUUUCUUCCCAUAUUGGGAAAGGAGAUACAGAUUCGUUUGCCAUUUCUGAGCAUGAAGAAAACAGAAAAUCCCAGACCCGAUCAGACUGCGCUCUUCCAGGUUCAGAGUCUGACGGGGAUUCAAUCAGGACAUCUUCUAGUCAAAAGUCUAGUGAUCGCAAAAAUAUAAAUAAAUCUGAAUCCCACAGUAAUGAAACAAAAAUAUCAUUGAAUUCCAAAGUGGAGGAGUCUGAAAAAUCAAGGUCUGAUAGAAGGGAAGAUGAAAAGGGGUCAAGUCGUUCCAAGUCUGAGCGGGAUUCCAGACAUACGUCUUCUAGAUCAUCUCGUUCUGACAGAGACAGAAGAAGGACCAAAAGUCGGUCACGGUCUAGAUCUCGAGGCUGCCGGACUAUUUCUUAUUCCAGGUCUGAAAGAUCGAGGGGUGAUAGACAGUCAAGAUCAGAUAGGUCACAUUACCAUGAUUCUGAGAGGAGAUUUCAUCGAAGUUCUCCUCAUCGCGAAAGGAGAAACUCACGUUCUCGAGGUGACGGCAGGUUGCGUGACAGCUCUGACUCAGAGGACGACCACAGGCGGAUGAGGACUAGAGGUAGUGACUCAAGUCGAUCGUCUAAUUACUCAAGCUCGCAAAAAGACUCAAAAUCAUCAACUCACUCCAGAUCCCACAGGGACUCAAAGUCCAUGGAUUGUUCUCGAUCAUCAGAGUCCGACAAAAGAACACAACAUUCAAAAUCAGAACGAUCUAAUGCAAAAAACGGUGACUCUGAAUCCAAUAAAAAGAGCUCUUCAGAAGCAGAUGCGGGUCACAGAAAAUCUAGUGCCCAAUCAAACUCCGAUAUUAAUGCUAAAACCUCAAAUUCCAACCUAGCUACCUCAUCGCGAACAUCUGAGAGGAGAGUCCAGAAGAACAUUGGCACUUCAGACUCCGAUGAAGAGCAUAGGAAAAAAUCUCAGUCACAAGCGUCAGACAGGAGUACCCGGAGUUCAUCAUCCAAAAAAACGGAUUCAGAUCACAAGACUUCAAAUAACAUAACUGGAACUGAGAGAAAAUCAACAGAUCGAUUAAGUUAUAAUAAAAAGCAGUCACGUUUAGUCUCCAGUCAACUUCUUCCUCAGCGGGAAUGCAGAGUUUACGUUGAACUUUUGAGCGAAAGCAGUAUUCAGUCUAAAUAUAAAUACAACUCCCAACAAAUUCAUGAAGAAACACACAAAACAACAGAUCAACUAGCUGAGCAUCAAAAUCCAAUCCAAAAUCUUUGUAGCAUGGAAAAUAGCACAGAUGUCUCAGAGACACAAAAGAAUGUUGAGAUAUUGACAGAAUGUAAUUCUAUUUGUAUAGAAGUUGAAAGUUCCAUUAAGAUUGAGAAAACCGAAAUGGAGGAUGAGACUCCUUUCCAAAGUGAAUCCUUGUCCGAAGAACAGACUGAUCCAGUUGUGCUCCACACUCCAGACCAGGAUCCAGUCGGAGCACUGUCAGACCCUCUUUCUGUGAAAGAAUCACCACCUGGAGGAUGCUUGAAACUAAACACUAAAUUGGAUGGCUCGUCGCUAAACAUCAUUAACAUUAGUAUGCCUGUCACACCAAGUACUUAUGAAAAAGACUCUGAGCAGCUUAAUGUAAAAUCUGAGCAACCCAGUUGUGGGAAUGUGAAAAAGGAUAGUAGUUCUAAAAAGUCAAGAUGGGACAUUGUUGGCCAAGACUCUUUAGAAUCUCAAAGCCCUCAGACAAUGGCAAGUCCAGAAACAGUUGCCUCUGUGAAAGAAGUCAUUUUAGUAAAGAAGAUUGAGGUCAUUAGUGAGACUAACCCUGAUGAAACUGAAUUACUGUCGAGUAAAUCUGUAGAAAGGCUAGAAAGAGAUGAGACUUGUCUUGAAUCUUGUCAACAAGAAAGUACUCAGAUAUCUGACCAUGACACUCAGUCCAGCAAUGGUGGAUAUGUCCAACCUCUGUUAGAUCAGAAUUUAGUAAUUCCUUCAAAUAGUGCCCCCUUUGAUGUUCCCCUUAAUUGUGGCUCUGCCAAUACUGAAAAACUGAACGUAGACAAACCUCUCUCUAAAACACAAGAUCCUGAUUCUUUAAAUCGUGAUAAUAAAUGCCACAGUGAGGACAGUGAGAGUGAAGAAUCAGACUCGGAUUCAGAUGAUGAACAGGUCUCCUUGAAACGACUGCACUCCGUGGUGGUUGUGCCAAAAAAUUCAACCAUUGCUCUUGAAGCGAAAGACUUUUCUGAACCGUCUUCUGGCUCCUUAGUACAACAGAAACCUUUCGAUACAGCUGAACCCCUAAACAGGGAGUUUGGUUAUAGUUUUAACUCCCAGUCAAAGCAUUCGGAAUUAUCCGCUUCACAUUUUAAGACCGGUAAGCGAACUGCCACGCUAUUAUCAGAUUUUAAAUGUCAGUCUGCUAGUGCGUUCUACCAAUCACAGAGCGACACGGUUGACAGCACCAGCCAUCCAGAAGCCACCCAUCCUCACAUGGACAAGAACUGGAAUGCCCAAGAAAGCAUUUACGCCCAAACAUCUGUUCAGAACUUUGAGAUGUCUUGUAGACAACCUGAAUCUGGCCACCAUCAAUACCACGAUCGUCCGGAUAGCUGGAAUGGGAGAAAGGGAGGAAAGCAGCUGUAUAAUGAUUUGGACUUAAGUGGUGGGAAGGGUUAUAAUUUGGCCUGGGACUUGAACCACUCAGAACAACCCACCAGCACAUUUCAGCAGCCGGACAGCAGUCAUGGCAACGAACGCCUGCCACAUCCGGGAAUUGCUGCUGCAUUUGACAUCGUUCACGGACAAGGUCCAUGGGCUCAGCCUGUUAUCUCUAAAACGAGCAAUUCAGUCAACAUGCACGUGCCUGCUCAGUAUCAUGAUUCAGUCAACCAGAUUCAUCCAGACUCCCUGACCAAUGAUCACGAUGAAGACUGUGAGGGAAGGGUAGUGGGGAUUAAGCGAGUCUCAGUCCCGACUGUGGAUCAUCCGGGGUCAUCCCCAUUUGUUCAAGCUCAUGAGAUAAGUAGCAAUUGCAGCUUUAUCCCAGAGGUUCAAAGCAACUUGGAAACUCCUAAAGAAGACAACCAGAAGCCUCAUAGAGGAAGGGGUCCACCCAAGAAGAGACGUCAAGACUUUGAGUCGGAAUCAGACAACGAAGCAGAGGCCGGUUUGACAAGUAAAAAAGAGUGUUUUGAUGAAAGGGGGCUGAAAGAUGGAAAGGAAUUGUUUGACCGAACACGGGAGGUUCCACGACCGCUGCUCAGUCUCAAAAACUUCCAUGAUCCAGCAGAGUGGAGGGAAAAAGCAAAGCAGAAAAAAAUGCCACCUUACUUUGACCUCAUUGAGGAGAAUUUGUAUCUGACUGAACGCAAGAAAAAUAAGUCUCAUCGUGACAUCAAGAGAAUGCAGUGUGAAUGUGCCGUCCUCUCGAGAGAAGAGCGAGCCCGGGGCAUCAUGGCAUGUGGAGAAGACUGUCUCAAUCGCCUGCUGAUGAUUGAGUGCUCUUCCCGGUGUUUAAAUGGAGCGUACUGCUCCAACCGUCGCUUCCAGAUGAAACGCCACGCAGGCUAUGAGGUCAUUUUGACCGAGAGCAAAGGCUGGGGUUUACGAGCUGCCAAAGAUCUGCCAUCGAACACCUUUGUUUUAGAGUACUGCGGGGAAGUUUUAGACCACCGGGAAUUUAAGGCACGGGUGAAGGAGUAUGCCAGAAACAAGAACAUUCACUAUUAUUUCAUGGCUUUGAAGAACAAUGAGAUCAUUGAUGCUACACUGAAAGGAAACUGCUCCCGUUUCAUGAAUCACAGCUGCGAACCCAACUGUGAGACUCAGAAGUGGACUGUGAAUGGUCAGCUCAGAGUUGGCUUUUUCACCACAAAAGCUGUGGCCGCUGGGACGGAGCUCACUUUUGACUAUCAGUUCCAGAGAUACGGGAAAGAGGCUCAGAAGUGUUUCUGUGGAGCUCCAAGCUGUCGAGGGUUAAUUGGGGGAGAGACUCGGGUCAGUGUUCGUGCAGCGGGUGGAAAGAAACAGAGGGAACGCCCACGGAAGAAAGACACUGAUAGUGCCCUUACCACGUUGGAUGAAGAGCUUGAGGCUCUACAGGAAAACGGGGAGGGCUUAUGUGGAGAGAAGGAUGUGAUCUUGCUCUGCAGGCUCAUGGUACGUGUGGAGACGAUGGAGCAACGACUCACCUGCCUUAAAGUCAUCACGAAUACCCAGAAUUCUUUGUGCCUGAAGCAGUUCUUGGAUCACCAUGGCCUCUCGCUGCUGUGGAUAUUUAUGGUUGAUCUAUCAGAGGCAAAGACCAAUUCUGUGAACAACAUUAAACUACAGCUAGAGAUAAUGAAGGCACUGGCAGUGCUGCCCAUCUCAACGAAGAACAUGCUGGAGGAGAGCCGUGUGCUGCAGUUCAUCCAGCGCUGGGCUCAGAGCCGGCCGCUUGUUCAACCUACAGAACAAGACGGCUACUCCAGUGAAAGCACCUCACGUGCCCAGACACCACUCAACACCCCUGAUGGUCCACCGGCCAAGCUGCCCACUGAGCUCGACGGAGACACCCCCAAGCGGGCGGUCUACCGUAGGCUGAAGAUCAUCAGCGAGAACAGUCUGGACAGUGCACUCUCAGAUGCUAGUAAAGCUUCCGAUGGCAAAGAAGAGGAGGAUGAGGAGGAAGAAGAGAUGGAGGAUGAGGCAUCACACUUGGAAACAUUGGAGAAAGUUGAAAGCAUUGAUGAGGUUCGAGUUGAGAUUGACCCCGUGGUGGAACAGGAAACACCUGAGGCUGCUGACAUCACACCAUCACAGCCAGAGGAUAUGAGCACUGAGGAUAUGACCACUGAGGAUGAGUCCCUUAAAGCGCAAGAAUCUGAAGAGAAACCUCCCUGUGAGACUGAAGAGCAACUGUCCACAGAGGAGAAUAAACCAACCCAUGAAGAAGAGAAGGUGAUGGAGGAGAUCAAGAUUGAGGAGCCAUCUGGGAAUUCUGAGUCCACACCAGCCGAAGAUCCUCCUGCAGUCACGGACAUUACUUCUGCAGAGGAUGUAGAUGAUAAAAAUGUUGAAACUCUUAUCGCAGAUGAACAGGUGGAGAAUGCACCUGAACAUUGCAGCUCAGAAGACAACACAACUUCUGAAGAGAUCACACCCACACAACCAUCAGAGAGCAUCUCCUCUGAAGCCACAGCUGUUGCCAUAGAGACUACACCCACAGAAUCUCCAUCCGUCUCUGUGGAGACGACUACACCUGCUUCUGACUCCGUUUCUUCAGUAAACGCAUUAUCGGAGCCUGUAGCGGCUCUUGGUCCUGCAGAUACUUUGGUGCUGGAUGCUGGGGUUGUUCCUGCAGAGGGCGCUGCAGUUGGAACUCCCUCGCAAGAUGAGGAGGAGGGAGUGUCUGAUGUAGAGAGCGAACGCAGUCAGGAGCCCCAAGUGCGGGCUUGUGACAUCAGUGACAUGGCCUCACGUCUGCUGGACAGCUGGAAAGACUUGAAGGAGGUUUACAGGAUACCGAAGAAGAGCCAGGUUGAAAAAGAGUCCAAUGAUCGGAGUCGUGAUCGGGAAGCGCUAAUGACCCCUCGCACGCCCUCGAGCAGUCGAGAGAGAGAGCGCGAACGAGAGAGGGAGCGCGAUCGAGAACGGGAACGAGAGAGAGAUUGGGAGCGUGAGCGAGACUGGGAUCGGGACCGUGAGCGUGAUGGAGAAAGAUCGACACUUCGUAGUGCAGAUAGGAAGCGAAGGCGAGGCUCCACCUCCCCUCUGCCGCCUCCAGUCUAUGAAAGGGGCAACCGCAGAAAUGACGACCGUUAUGAGCAGACCAGCAGCAGCAAGAAGAAACUGCACACCAAAGAGUCUCGUAACAAGCUGUCCACAGAGGAGCGACGCAAGCUCUUUGAGCAAGAAGUGGCACAGCGGGAAGCCCAGAAACAGCAACAGCAGCAGCAGCAGCAACUGCAGACGCUCGCGUUCAACCCGCUGGCCUACACCUCCAGCCCGGGCUUCAUUGGCUACCCGCCUGGAUACCCCAUCCAAACCUACAUAGACCCCACAAAUCCCAAUGCGGGAAAAGUUCUCCUACCCACACCUCCUUUAGACCCUCUUUGUGUCACAGCUGCUGACGGCACGGCCGUUACCUUUGAACAAGUGGCGACUCAGCCCAUCAUAUCUGAUCUUGGUCUGGCCUCACCCUCUUCUACAACCACCCCAGCUGGAGCUGCUUCCAGCCUGGCACACAUCCCUGCCUCAUUGGAGCUGGCAUCCGUCACGCCGACUCAGCAGUUUGUUCAGCCCGCUGUGCCGGUGCAGGAUCCAAGCGUGGCGGUCUUGUCUGUGCCUGUGCAAAUCCCCAGCCCGCAGGUUCAAAGUCAGCAAGGCUACACCACGCUCUGGGACCCCAACACACAGCAGGCGGUCACGGUGCAGACGCAACCCACCCAGCAGUAUUCCACUACAGCGCAGCCUCAGACCGCCAUUUACUAUCAAGGUCAGCCCUGCCAGGCCAUCUACAGCAUUCCUGCAGGAUACCCACAGACCAACACUCCUGUCAUACAGACGUACAGUGAGCCAGCCGCCAGUUACCUGCAUGGGCAGCAGGUGUACACAGGCCAUCAGCAGGGUGUGGUCGUGCAACAGGGAGGCACUGUCACAACAAUCGUCACAUCUCAGACCGUUCAACAGGAAAUGAUACCCAACAACAUUAUUGACCUACCACCCCCUUCCCCGCCCAAACCUAAAACCAUCAUCCUGCCGCCCAGCUGGAAGGUGGCACGUGACCAUGAGGGCCGAAUAUAUUACUACCACAUCAUCACCAGACAAACACAGUGGGAUCCUCCCAGCUGGGAUGGGACAACAGAGGAGGCCAGUGUAGAACACGAGGCUGAGAUGGAUCUCGGGACUCCCACAUACGACGAAAAUCCUUCAAAGUUCUCUACCAAGACGGCAGAAGCGGACACCUCCAGCGAGCUGGCUAAAAAAAGCAAAGAAGUCUUCCGUAAGGAGAUGUCACAGUUUAUUGUGCAAUGCCUUAAUCCGUAUCGCAAGCCAGACUGUAAGCUGGGCCGCAUCAGUAACACGGAUGACUUCAAACAUCUUGCUAGGAAGCUGACUCACGGGGUGAUGAACAAGGAACUGAAAUCCUGCAAGAACCCUGAAGACCUUGAAUGCAACGAGAACGUCAAACACAAGACCAAGGAAUACAUCAAGAAGUACAUGCAUAAAUUCGGCACCGUGUACCGGCCCAAGGAAGACACCGAGCUGGACUAAACUGCCCACUGCAAACCCAGGAACCUCCUGGCAGCUCUUUUCAACCACUGGCUACGAGCAGGUGGCCCAGACAGUUUCCGAAACAUCGGGCAGGAGCGAAGCGAGUCGUGUUGUUUGUUCCAUUGUCUUUCUAACCACGUCCUAAAUGCUGCUCUGGGCCGAGCUGUUCCUCACGGGGACGAUCUUUCGAUGAGAUUGGCCUGGCAGGAAACUGCUGCGCUGUGAAAUCCAGAGGUCACACACACACACACACUAAGGGUGCUACACAGACUCUAUCACAGGUUUCAUGAUUUUUUUUGUCUUAAAGACAUCUAAUUAUGAUCUAAAUAUGACGUGGUCGUCACAAUGGAGGGGAGCAAAGUCUUAAAUGUUCCCGACGUUACACGUUAAGUGGACCAUCUAAAGGCUUUUUCCCUAGUUUUUAUUAAGGGCUUUUGGUAGCUUUUCCGCUCCUUACUGAUAACAGUCAAGGCUGAUGAAGAAAGUUCUGGCGUGGCUGUGAAGACAGAUGCAAAGGAUUAUGGGGACAAAAGUGAGCCUUUAUUCAUAAUUUACUCAACAAUCCACAUAACUUUUCGUCUUCUGCGUGGGCUCACCCUGCUCCACAUUGUUUUAAUGGUUUUUAAACUAUGGCAUAGUUACAUUGAAGCGUGCAGGUCUGUGAUCUAACCCCAUUUGGUCUUGUCUUGUUUCUCCUCUCGAACGGGGGGAGAAGGUUAUGUAGCAAUGAUAUUUUAUCCAGGUCUUUCACACUGUUUUUACAUUAACAUUUUUAUUCAAUGUCGCAAAGGCAAAUGUGAAGCCUUCCGGGCAAUUCGAAGCUUGUUUUGUGGCCAUAAACUCUGGCCAUUUACAGACUCACCCAACAUAAAUUAACAUGCAUUAAAUCUGUAUUAUAUUGCUUUAUAUGUGAAUAUAUUGAGACCUAGUUUUUGAGACCAUUAGCUGAGACUUUGUAAAAAAAGACUGUUGGGGUCCACAAUUUCUUGUGUAAAUAUGUGUAAUUAUACUGAACCGGAAUAAUGGGAUUAGAAGGAUGUGCAUAGAUCCAAGUCCUCCGUCCUGUCAGCAUGACUCUGGUGUUCCCACAUCAAGCAGAAUUCCAGACUGGCCCACUGCUCCGUACGUUGGGUGGGGUUUUAAAGGUGGGGGUGUCAUUAACUUUUCUUUUUCCUUAGCUCUCUCUGUUGAAAGACUUGGGAUUGUUGUUUUUUAAGGACAAAUGGGAGUCUCACCCCACUCCACUGUAAGUACUGUGCAAGCACAUUGUCAUACUGCGUGUAAAAACAUUUUAAGAUAAAAUAAAUGGUUUUCUAAAAAUAA
Triplophysa dalaica is the source of this 9978-nucleotide messenger RNA. RefSeq names its product SET domain containing 2, histone lysine methyltransferase (gene setd2). Gene Ontology annotation, cellular component: nucleus; chromosome. Gene Ontology annotation, molecular function: histone H3K36 methyltransferase activity; protein binding. The record is from RefSeq and is a predicted model, not a curated record. The coding region runs from base 736 to 8655 and encodes 2639 amino acids. NCBI's taxonomy places the organism in Eukaryota, Metazoa, Chordata, Actinopteri, Cypriniformes, Nemacheilidae. Gene Ontology annotation, biological process: regulation of DNA-templated transcription. The transcript is spliced from 22 exons.